This is a messenger RNA of Phodopus roborovskii (desert hamster), 704 nucleotides long. It is a transcript of the gene Srp9, whose product is annotated as signal recognition particle 9. The record is from RefSeq and is a predicted model, not a curated record. Gene Ontology annotation, molecular function: 7S RNA binding. Gene Ontology annotation, biological process: negative regulation of translational elongation; SRP-dependent cotranslational protein targeting to membrane. Lineage: Eukaryota; Metazoa; Chordata; Mammalia; Rodentia; Cricetidae. Gene Ontology annotation, cellular component: signal recognition particle, endoplasmic reticulum targeting. The coding region runs from base 95 to 355 and encodes 86 amino acids. The transcript is spliced from 3 exons.
CGCAGCGCCGUGGGCGGUUGCAGGAGAGAGGUGGGCUGCCGGCGAGACUGCGGCUUUUCCCCCGUGGCCUCGGCGCUCGCUGCCCGGAGCCGCGAUGCCUCAGUUCCAGACCUGGGAGGAGUUCAGCCGCGCGGCCGAGAAGCUCUACCUGGCCGACCCCAUGAAGGUACGUGUGGUUCUCAAAUACAGGCACGUUGAUGGGAAUUUGUGUAUCAAAGUAACAGACGAUUUAGUUUGUUUGGUGUACAGAACAGACCAAGCUCAAGACGUAAAGAAGAUUGAGAAAUUCCACAGUCAACUAAUGCGACUUAUGGUGGCCAAGGAAUCCCGCACUGUCUCCAUGGAAACAGAAUGAAUGGUUUGAAAUGAAGACUGUUUGUAUGUUCUUGGGAAGUAAAUAGCUUUUGAAACUGAGAACGUGUUGGGAAGAAAAUAUUUAUGUAACUGAGCUGUUGAGAGCUGAGGGACCAGGCUAUGCUCUGAGGUUUGCUCUAGAGUGAGAAUGUCAGUGCUUGCAGUUACAAAACCUUUAUUUUUGGAAACUGAAUAAAUACCUUAGAAACUUUUUGCAAAUCAUUUGAUGUUGGGCAGAUAUAUAAUUAUUUUUCUGGUAAAUUCAUAUCAGUAAUUUGAGGAAUUAACAAGGAAAGUUAGUUCUUUCUAGAUUGUGUUUAAGAGGAAAUAAAGUGCAACCUUUUGCUGUG